GUGGGAGCCCGAUCCCGGGCUCACUGCCCUGGGAGCACGCGCCGUCCGUCCGAGCCCAGCUGCAGCCUCUCCAGCCCACGCCCGCGCUUGCCCCGGUGCACAGCUGAGAAGGGUCCGUGCUGACGGGGGUCUCGGGCUCCUGUCCUAUCCCAGAGCGGCCGGGCUGUCCGCCACCUGCGUCCAGGUUGUGCCAUGGACCCUUCGGAGAAGAAGAUAUCGGUGUGGAUCUGCCAGGAGGAGAAGUUGGUGUCCGGGCUCUCUCGUCGCACCACUUGCUCAGACGUGGUGCGAGUGCUGCUGGAAGACGGCUGGCGGCGGCGACGGAAGCAGCGGCGGGGCCGGCGGCGGGGGGCGGCGGCCAGCGACCCGCCAGGCCCGUGGGAGCUGCCGGAGCCCCUGGACGAGGACGACGAGGACGACGAGGAGACGCUGCCGCCGGGCUUGCUCUGCGGGCCGCCGCAGUGCUACUGCAUCGUGGAGAAGUGGCGCGGCUUUGAGCGCAUCCUGCCCAACAAGACGCGCAUCUUGCGCCUCUGGGCCGCCUGGGGCGACGAGCAGGAGAAUGUGCGCUUCGUCCUGGUGCGCAGCGAGGCGUCGCUGCCCAACGCGGGUCCGCGCAGCGCCGAGGCGCGCGUGGUGCUCAGCCGCGAGCGCCCCUGCUCGGCCCGGGGCGUCCCGGCGCGGCCCAGCCUGGCCCUGACCCAGGAGAAGCAGCGGCGGGUGGUGCGCAAGGCUUUCCGCAAGCUGGCCAAGCUCAACCGCCGGCGCCAGCAGCAGCCGGCGUCGCCUUGUUCGUCCACUUCGUCGUCCACCGCCUCGUCCUGCUCGUCGUCGCCGCGGGCCGCGGACAGCGUGUCGGUGGAGCGUAUGGAGACGCUGGUGCAUCUGGUGCUUUCCCAGGACCACACCAUCCGCCAGCAGGUGCAGCGGCUCAGGGAGCUGGACCGCGAAAUCGAUCGCUACGAAGCCAAGGUGCACCUGGACCGCAUGCGGCGGCACGGAGUCAACUAUGUGCAGGACACUUACUUGCUGGACGCAGGCAUCGAGCUCGACGGGCCCAGCCCGGGAGAGGAGCCCGAGCCGGAGGCGGUGGCUAUGGCGGCGGCGCCCCUGGACGGCCAGGUGCAGGCAGUGGCGCUGGAGGAGCUGGCCCAGCGCUGCGACGACCUAUUGAAGCUGCAGGAGCAGCGGGCCCAGCAGGAGGAGUUGCUCGAGCGCCUCUCGGCCGAGAUUCAGGAGGAGCUGAACCAGAGGUGGAUGCGCCGGCGCCAGGAGGAGCUCGCGGCGCGGGAGGAGUCCCCGGAGCCCGAUGGCAGCCUGGACGGCGAGCUGCUGCUGGAGCAGGAGCGAGUCAGGACGCAGCUCAGCACCAGCCUCUACAUCGGGCUCCGGCUCAACACGGACCUGGAGGCCCUCAAGUCGGACUUGGAUUACAGCCAGCAGCAGUGGGACAGCAAGGAGCGCGAGCUGCAGGGCCUCCUCCAGACUUUGCACACGUUGGAGUUGACGGUAGCACCUGAUGGGACUACCGGCUCUGGUGGACCCUCGCGGGAAUCCCGGCCUCAGCCCGGCGCUGAGGUGUGGGUGGAUCAGGCCCGCGGACUGGCCAAAAGCUGUCCUGGCAACGACGAGGACUCGGACACGGGGCUGAGCUCCAUGCACAGCCAGGACUCAGACUCGGUGCCCGUGUGCGAGUCCCUUGUAUAGGAGGAGCAGGGUCAGGAGGGACACGUACGCUUUCCCCUUUCCUGUAGCAAGACCCGGCCAGGCCGGUCGGGGACGUGAAACCAGGCUGCGGGUGGGCCGCGAGCUCCUGCGGGGCAGCAGGCCUCCGACUGGGCUGGGAAGGGCUCCGGAGGCCUGCCUGAUAGAGGCCUCCUGUGGCUGGGGGUGAGUGUGGAGGAGGGUGCAGGACCAGUGUCUCCAAUCCAAGCUCUUUCAGGGAAAGGGGGGAGGGAGGAGGUGAAAACCCCUCACACUGGAAAACAAACACCCCAGGGAAACUUGACGUGGUCCGAGCCUAUUUGCAAAAGCAGAAAAAGGGGUGCUGUGGGAAUUUCACCACUCUUCUGUAUGGGGAGGACUGAUGGCAGCUAGAAUUUUAGGUUGUAGCAUAAAGUGCUUUUAAAAGAAACACUUGGAUGAAAAGGAAAUUCCUUGAAUGUUAAUUGUGACUCUGAACGUGUUAAAACUAGCCAAAGAGGACACACUGGUGUUGGUUUCAGCCGUACUUAACAUCUUUCAUAAAACCCAUAGGCACUAAAAUCCUGGCUGUUUACAUUUCUGCAGAUAUGGAGUUAUCCAUCUGCUAAGCUGUUUGCCUGUUAUUUUCUUUAAAAGACUAAACUGUACCGAAGUCUAACCCCAUGCUUCCUCCUAGUAAAUACAGUAUCUGUUAGAAUGGGAUCCCUUUUCCAAAAUAACUUUUUAUUAUUACAAAAACCAAACGUAUCUCUUUUGAGAUAUAGGUUUCUGGCAGACAUAAUUUUUGGUUAAAAUUUAAUCUGGGUCUUUGGGGUUUGCUCCUGCAAAGGUUUGUGUGUUUUCCUUUCAUUCAUAUUGCCAUUUCAUUAACUUAAUCACUGUUAUUUCAGGAAAAAAAUAAAAGGGAAGUUCCAGAAUUCAAGUUAAGUACAACUAAACUUGCUGUUAAAUGAGCACUCCCAUUGAAACUAAGACUUGAAAGCAAAGAUCCUUGUCAGUGUUCAGCUUUUGAACUGAGCUCUAUGAUCAAAAACAACCAUGACCUUAACAGAUUUCACCCAAACCCAAGUCUAACUUCAGUAUUUUUGAUCAGGGAACAGUUACUUUUCCAAACUGAAAUUGAGAUAGUGUGAAUGCCAGGAUUUACUAGAUCAGGCCUGAAAAAGAUAAAAUACAAUCAAGCUAAUAGUACAUCUUGGGUGAACAAAUGGAUUAACAACAGCAGGUAGUCAUAGAUAAAAGCAUAUAAAAGUGAGCUAACGACUUGAAUUACUCUUGUCUGGCUCACGCCUUUGCACACGCCAGGAGAUGCAAGUGCAACCUCUCUCUCUCUCGCUCGCUCCCUUGCUCCAUAGCUGGAGACAGAGCCCUGGUGGGGACUCGGUGUAAUUGUUCCAGUUAUUUCAAUGAAAACUUAUCAGUUGUAGCUAGCUGCUGCCCUGUGGAAGGAGCCUGCUGGCAGUGUUCCCUCUGGAGUGCAGUACUUCUGAGGAAUGUGGGGUCUAAUCUGUCCUGAGGAGGUGUUAACAAUGGGGUGUGUGUGGUGCCAGCCUGGUGCAGAAGCCUGGUAUCAACCUAACCCAGGAGCGGCUGGCUCCAGUUUCAACACUACAUGUGAAGAUAACUUAAGAGGUCUUGCUUUAUAGAGAAGUUUCCUCCUUGGAGAGAUUCUCUGCCUGCUUGUUGCCAGCGGGGGCCUGCUCACCUGACCUGAAGCCAUUGGGGUGUCUCUUUUUGAGAGUCAGCAUCCCCCUACCUCCCAGUGCUAUUACAACAUGUGUGGAUAUUUUCAAAUUUUUAAGUAAAAGGCCGGUUUCUUAAUUGAUGUUUUCAAAAGACAUUAACUGGCAUAAUUAUGGUUUUUUAGUUUUGUCUGAUGCAGAAAACAUCUAUGUGUUUGGCUUUGAGCAUGAAUAAAAUGAGGAAGGGACCAAAAAAACCCCACUGUCCCUAGACAAUCAUUUGGUCCCAUAAACACAAAGCCUAAUGAUAGCUUUUCUUUUGAGGCAAAGGUAAAAUCCUCAUUAGAGUGUGACAAACGCUACUUGUCUGAAUGGUCUAUGCUGGCAAUGGGCUGACCUAGUGGUUUUAAAAUUAUUGUGCUUUUUUUCCCCCCUCAGGGUGGUAGGGAAGUUGGACAUUUAUUAACUCAAAAGCGAGCACAGAAGUUGGCAGAACAGGACUGCCUGGCAGAAAGGGGCUGUUUUCCUGUUCACUGUUAUUAUUUUAAACUUUGAUGGGCUGCUGACGUCAGCAGAUAUGCCCGAAGCUUGUAAAGCAAAUAAAGCCACAUCACAGGGAGAAGGCCUGUGGGAUUUUCUGGUGCCCUCUUUCCAGAACCUUCUGUCCUGGCCACCUGAAAAUUUUUGCCUCUCCAGUCAACAAUUCAGGCACCAACCAGGCUUUGUUUUAUACCAAAAUGAAGUUCAGUCUGCCCUUCCCCGCCCCCAUCCAAAUCAAUUAUAUCCGCAAAAGGCACUCUCUGUGUGGGUAGGAGAAAGGACAACAGGUGAGGGGAGAGGAAGGAGACAAUAGUUCCUUUUACUAAGAGCUUUUGCAAGCCUGAGAAAGGUGAAAUAUAGAUAUAAAAAGCAAAUCAGUGCCUCUGCCUAGAAAGUGGCUAAUGAAUGCUAAACAUUUUAAAAACUUCAUUCCUUUUUUUUUUUUUAAUAAUUAUCAUGGCAUUAAGAAUGGAAAUGAAGGCUUUGAAUGCAUUGGCACCAGGAUUUCAGUGCCCCUGGUAAAAGUAACCCCUCCUGCUCUUCUAACCUUACAAAAGUUCUGGGGAGGAGAGUAGGGAGCAGGCUCCUCCCAACUAGUCCCAUCUUUUUUUGUAAUCAAUACAAUUUAUCGUAUUUUUUAUCUUUAAUUAGUCCAUUCUUGGCCAUCUGACCAAAUCAAAAAGAUUCCAUCUGUCAUUUCUGUUUACUUCCUUAUGAAACAAGAUAAAGACGAGGAGGAGGAUUUGCUAAUUAGAAAAGUUACAUACUAUGGUCCUCAUGAUAGACCUGAAAGUAACAAGUAAAAAGAAAGGAAAAUCACUCAGAAUCUUGUCACCAAAAGCUUAUCACUACCUAAAUUUGAGAUACUUCCUUCCAGUUCUUUAGAAUUGUGAAUAUUUCAUAUUUUGCUUAUUUUUUAAAACAAUAUUCAGUGUUAAUGAGAUUGUUUAUAUGCUUUUAUGCUCAGGUUUUGACAGAUUCCUUGUAAGUGGCUCCAUCUAUCUGUUGGAUGUACCAUGGUGCAUAUUAUUAGGUCAUUCCUGGUAUUUUUCAUUAUUAUAAAAUGACACUGUGAUAAGCUGCUUUGUGCACAUCUCUGUUUCUCUAAUUAAACUCCCUUUCAGUGAGAUAGCUUCCCAGAAAGAGAAUUCCCAAAGAGUACAAAUAUUUAAAAACUUGACACUUAAUUGCCAAAUUGGUUGUCAAAAGAUCUGUUCUAAUUACAAUCCUCUGUGCAUGGCAAUGCCUAUUUCACCACCCCUUAGCUUUCAUUAGCUAUUAUAUUUUGGUAAGAAAAUAUAUUGACCAAAAUGAAUGAAUUCUUUGUGGUCCCAGGAAGUCAGGGCUGGCAACCACAGCCUUAAAAUACCUUUACAACAGAAAGGGCAGCUCAUCCUACCAGGAAUGUUAAAAGGACAAGGCACCUUCUCUCCUUCCUAUUCCUUGCUCUCCCUGAGCACUGCUUGGUAAUAGCAAUCCCGGCUCAUAUCAGAGCUGGCCAUCCAUCUCUCUGAGCAGGAGGGGCCAAAAUACCACCCCAGCAAGAUUAAGGGGGUUAACAAAUAAAAGAACCAGACUUAUAAAAAGAAAAUACUAUCUUUUUGCAUCUUGAGUCUAUCAGAAAAGGUUAUGCUUAGAAGGUGAUGUCAUACAAUAUAUUUGAUUUUCUGCUUCUCCCUUCCCACCCAUAUCAAAAAAGAAGCCAAAAUGAAAUCAAUACACACAGUAAAUAGCUAUGAUACUACAUCCGAGCUCAUCCUUAAAUUCUUGAAAAGGGAAAAUUUGGUCACGACAAAUUUGUGAAAUUUUUGUUCUGGAAAUGUUAGUGAAACGUGUCUUCGUAAACGGAAAGGAAGGAGGAUAGGGAGGAACUGUCUUGUUGAAUGCUUUCCAAAUGCUAAAUCCUGGUGCUUUUUCAUGUGCAUUGUCUCGCAUUCAUCUCAUGAGAUAGAACUUUUGACCUCUGAUUUUACUGAUAAAGAAACCCACAUCACCCUGUUGGUAAGUAGCAGAUCCAGGAUUCUGACCCAAGUCUGACUCCAAAACCUGUGUCCAUUUUGCUAUAUCACACCAAGCGCAUUAUACCCACGAAGUGUUUGGCAUACUCAGAAAAAAGAUCUCACAGGCCCCAGAGUGUUGGCAUUGGAAUGGACUCAGAGGUCAUCAAAUCUUGUUCAAGUAUUUCCACUCGUGCAGUGGAGUGAUUUUCUCUGAAUCAUAGAGGUAGUCACUGUCUUCCAGGUGAGGAUUAGGGAAAAAAGGAGGAGAAAUUCUUAUGUAAAUACCUGGGCAUCUGUCUAAGAGAUGAAGCCUGUGCCAAUGAAAAAUAUUUCUCACAAAAAUUAAUAUCCUGUGCAUCAGCAUGAAUGUUUCAACUGCAGGCCUCAAGGGCACAGGUACAGUCACAGCUGGAAGGUGGUAUCAACAACCACAGCUGUGCUGGAGUUGUCCGCAGUGCUUCUAACCAGGCCUUGUUUCUAGUUGAGCCUCUGGGUAAAUGAGGAUCAUGGAAGGGUCAAGAGAUGGAGUGCUGGGCCUUGUGUGGGCUCCCGUGUCCGUGGAGUUAGGCAUGCACACCUGACUGAGGGUGUCUUUGGCCACGCUGACUCCACUGCGCAUGUGGAGGCCAAGCCCGGAUUACUUUGAAGGACACUGUCCUGCCUCUACCUCUCUCAUCCAUUCCCAUGAAAAUUUUCCCUGUUUUCAAACACCUCCAGGAUUCCCUACAGCUUUCAGGAUAAAAUUUACAUUUCUUAGCAGGAUUUAAUAAGUUGCUGGUUAUCCAGCUCAAGGCCCCUCUCCCAAGUCCACUCUUCUCCCAACCUUAAGACCACCGAAGGAGUGGAUUCUAUUUCUUCAUUCACAUGACACUGCCUUCCUCCAUUCAUGGGAGGGCUCUUUUCUAUCUUAUUUUACUUCAUGUUACCCUUCCUCUCCCAUUGCCACUCCUAGUUCCCUCCCUACUCCUGCCAUAGGUACCUAUCCCAAUGUGUUUAAUCCAUGAGCUUCCAAGCCGUUUUAUAUAUCCGGGGCUGCCAUGCCGCCCACCUCCAGGGGGCACUAUUCGUGUUGUAUUCUGGAACCAUGCUCCAGAGGAAACUUUGAAUGGGAACCCUGGAGUUGAGCAGUGUGCUGGCCUAAUCCAUUUGCUCAGGUAUUACAUGCAUCCUUGAAAAGUAGAAUAAAACUGUCUAUGUGCUUCUGCUUAAUAUACACGACUUUCACUGGGCUAGAAAGCCCAUUAUAUUUCUUUUAUUCACAUGACAGUAUGUUUGUGUGAGCACUGCAUUGCAAUAUGUAAAUCUAGUUAAUUAUUUUCUAAUCUUAUUUCCACUUAUUUAUAUAUUCCUGGAACACCUAUGGUGUUAGCAAUUUCAUACUAUCUCAAACACUGGAUGAUGGAGGGAACACCUGGGCUUUGAGCUUCUCAAGGUGGAGAAAGUCCAUGAUGUGGUUCUGGGAGUGGAUGGCUAAAGAGAAUGGGAGGAAGAUCAAAGUCAUCAAAGCUGGAGGACCAAGGAUGUUAGGAGACACAUCUACACGGAUGUUGAAGCCUCCCAUGGUGAUUUCAGGAAUUGGUAUGGAGAGAGGAAACGGUCUGGGAGUGAAGAGACAGAGAGAGGUUAAUCAAUAGAAGCAAUAUUGUGACAACAGGGGAGGCUUGCAUUGGAACAGUGACUGGGAAGAGAGGUGAAUGACCCUGUGACUCUGAUCAUGUCCCUCUCAGCUCAGCAUACACCAAAAGUUCCCAUUUCCCACUGGAGAAAGUUC
Molecule: messenger RNA, 7697 nt
Organism: Myotis daubentonii (Daubenton's bat)
Lineage: Eukaryota; Metazoa; Chordata; Mammalia; Chiroptera; Vespertilionidae
Gene: RASSF10
Product: Ras association domain family member 10
Biological process (GO): signal transduction
Source: RefSeq, a predicted model, not a curated record